Messenger RNA from Schizophyllum commune H4-8, 1434 nucleotides. RefSeq names its product MFS general substrate transporter. Gene Ontology annotation, biological process: transmembrane transport. The record is from RefSeq and is a predicted model, not a curated record. Gene Ontology annotation, molecular function: transmembrane transporter activity. The transcript is spliced from 11 exons. Bases 1 to 1434 code for a protein of 477 amino acids. NCBI's taxonomy places the organism in Eukaryota, Fungi, Basidiomycota, Agaricomycetes, Agaricales, Schizophyllaceae.
AUGAAGGAAGAGCCUUUCAGCAUCUACACCAAGCACGAGAAGUGGAUCAUCGUCGCGCUCAUCUCGAUGGGGGCCACCUUCAGUCCGUUGAGUGCAAACUUGUACCUCCCCGCAAUCCCAACUAUCGCGGACGCGUUCGGCAAAUCGAUAGAGCUCAUCAACUUGACGGUGACAAUUUACAUGGUCUUACAAGGAGUCUCGCCCACCUUUUGGGGCACCUUGGCGGACAGAUAUGGUCGUCGGCUUUCGUUCAUUGCUUGCCUGACGCUACUUGCGCUGUCAUGUGUCGGCCUCGCGCUCACGCCAACAUCGGCGUACUGGCUACUUAUGCUGCUCCGAUGCGUCCAAGCGGCAGGCUCUGCUAGUACGGUUGCGCUAGCCGCUGGUGUCAUUGUUGAUAUCGCGGAGCCUGCUGAGAGAGGAACCUUCUUCGCCCUAUGCAACCUGGGACCUCAAGUCGGGCCUGCCCUGGGACCUAUCAUGGGUGGUGCGCUGACGGAAGGCCUGGGGUGGCGGUCUAUGUUUUGGUUCCUUUGCAUCUGCUCAGGCGUCUGCGCCGUAGUUCUCGCUCUGUUCCUCCCCGAAACCCUCCGCUUCAUCGUCGACAACGGCAGAUACCUCCCACAUCCCCGCUCGCGCCCCAUCAUUCCCCUUCUAGGUCGCAAAUACCCCAAGCUCCCCCCACGCGACCUCAGCACCGUCCCCUUCCAAAACCCCCUCCUUAUCCUCACUAACCCGGACAUCCUCGCCCUCCUGUUCGCCUACGCCACCGUGUACGCCCUCUUCUACGCGGUCACGACGUCGAUUUCCGUCCUUUUCGAUGAAGCGUACCCGUUCCUCACCGAGACCACGAUUGGAUGCGUUUUCUUGACGAUUGGGAGUGGGAUGAUCGUGAUGACGCUCAUCUUUGGGAGGAUAUUGGAUGCGGAUUAUAGGAGAUGGCAGAAGAAGGUGCUUGGAGAUGCUGUGGGCCAGAUGACGAGGGCGGAGUUGGAGGCGAAAAUUCCGAUCGAGAGGGCUCGCAUGAGGCUGAUCAGCUUUGCCUUCCCCACAUACAUCGCCCUGUGCAUCGGCUUCGGGUGGUGCUUGGAGGCGAGGGUUAAUAUCGCCGGACCCUUGAUUUUCUUGUUCUUUAUCGGUGCAUUCGUGAUCAUGAUCAUGAACAUGGUCCAAACUCUGCUGGCGGACUUGAUGCCGAGAAAUGGCGCUGCGAUGACCGCCUGCAAUAACUUGCUGCGCUGUGUCAUCGCGGCCGCCCUCGUCUCCGUCAUCCAGCUCUUACUCAACGCUCUUGGGCCCGGAUGGACGUAUGUCCUGCUGGGUGGUGUGUGCACGGUGCUCUUUAUACCGUGCAUAUGGUACAUCUUGCGCACCGGCCCCAGGUGGCGAGAGAAGCGGAGGAAUGCGCUUGCUCAGCAGCAAGGAGCGCAUUGA